Molecule: messenger RNA, 525 nt
Organism: Caenorhabditis remanei
Lineage: Eukaryota; Metazoa; Nematoda; Chromadorea; Rhabditida; Rhabditidae
Exons: 3
Coding region: 1-525 (174 amino acids)
Source: RefSeq, a predicted model, not a curated record
AUGUCGGGUAGUGGUCCACCGAUGAACUUUCCGCAUCCAGAUACUUCAUCGUCACACAGCCAGAAUAUUGAUAUGGAUACAAUGGAGAAUAGACACGACAAUAUUACUGGAAGAACGCAACAAACGUCACAUAUGUUUCAAAAUCAGACUGGACAAACGGCCCAAGCAUCUCAGAACUAUUUGCCACAAUUUCACACAAGAACCACAUAUACGUAUGAUUCUGAUCCAUUUUUCCGUCCAUCAAACGCAGGGAAUUCUUCUUCGACAAGUAAUGCAUGUAUCCAGAAAACUGAGGAGUACGCCGAUUUUCUCAUGGAACAUAGUCAGAUGGACGUGGUAGAAGAAAGACAAGAAUUGGAAGUGUGCGACUGUGGAGGAUGUAACAACGAUUGCGACCUUUUCGGUGAAGAUAUGAUUGAAGAAACAGUGAAAGAGGAGAAGCCAUGCAAAAAGGCACAGAAAAGAAAAAUGAGAGAAGAUACACAGUCGGAUGGAACAGACGCAAAGAAAAAACAUUUGAACUAA